AAUGGUUCAAUGCGACAGACAGCUCUAAUUCAUCUUCUAGACCUGAACCUAGAAUCUUCGCUGCUUUAACGGACAUCGAAGAUGGCAAAUCUAUGAUCCUUUUUGGAGGUGUCUCUCUUAAUGUUACAGUGCUAAACAGAAUCUUAAAUCAGAAGAAUGAUUCAAUAUCUGCAUUUGUCGAUUUAUAUAAGCAAGGAAGAGAAAAAUUGAAAAACGAUGUUUGGCAACUGACUUUGACGGCCCCCGAAGAAAUCGUUGGCCGGAUUAACUUCAAAGUUCGUUGGCGUUUGCUGGCAAAAAAUUCCAACCCCAAAAAUAACAAAACACCAGAGGGAAGAUUUGGUCAUAUUGCUCUGUUUGUAUCAGGUAAGCUACUUAUUUGGGGAGGAAUGCGUUUGAUAUCAUUUGCAGUUAAAAACUAUUCUGAACCGCUCCAAGAUAUUUUGCAAUGCACGAAAAAGCUUUGGAUAUUUGAUCUGCGAAACAAAAAGUGGCACAACGUGUUACCUCAAACAGAAAGUAAAGUACUUGCAUGGAAUUGCUUGAAUAUAAUGGACUUGUGCAAACCUCGUGCUACAAUAUUGGGACAAAGAAUCGUCACUAUCGGUAAAUCAAAGUCUGAAUCUGACAGCAAAGCGAGCUGCAACAAUCCAUCACUUUUGUCCACGUUUGUCAUGUCUAAUGACUUUAAACAUUUGGGUCAACACAAUGACAGUCAAAAGUACUGGGAAGAACACACAGCGUCCAUCGCUUUCAAACCCGAGUAUUUGUUGUCGUGGAAAGACAGUAUUAUAGGGGUUAAACAGGACAUAAACAGCGACGUUCAGAAACAUGGAUUGCAGUUAGCAUUGACCUUAGAGUAUCAAGACAACGUAUAUAUCACGAAGAUGCAACCGGGUUGUCUAAAUGGCUCAUACUCUUCUGACUGGAAGACUUCACGUUGCUCUCAAUGCAAUGAAAGCUCAUAUGCCCAAGAAGGUGCAAAAACCUGCACUGAAUGCCCAAAAGGGUUGAUUUCUAACGGAUCGUCUGCUUCGUCUCCUGAAGACUGUUCAUGUAGUAAGGGUUACUGUAGCCACGGACAAUGCUUUGUUGCAAAAUUGGGAGACAAAUUGUCGGCUGAAUGUCAAUGUGACAUUGGCUUUACCGGUGACAGGUGCCAUUAUCCCACUUAUUUCGUGUUUGCAGCGGUUGUUGCGGUCGUGCUUAUCGUGCUCGUUGUGCUGCUCGUGUUUCUCUGUCUGAUGUUGAAGUAUAGAAAGCAGAAAACUAUCAAGGAAAUAGAGCUGAAAGAAAUGAGAAAUGUGUGGACGAUCAGCUGUUCCGAGCUGCAACUGUUAGAGAGGAUCGACGACGGCAUGCCUGGCAGUUACGGAGACGUGCAAAAAGCGCGUUAUCGGGACAUGACUGUGGCUGUAAAGAAGCUGAAACUGCGGACUAAAGAAUUUGAAAGAGAGUUUAGGAGGGAGACCGAGUUAAUGAAAUCAAUGCGUCACGAAAAUAUUGUGUUGUUUAUCGGUGCCGGACAAUUUCAGACAGAUGACUGUCCGUUUCUGGUCGUCGAGUAUAUGCAGAAUGGGGCAUUGACCAAGAUCUUGCGUAAUAGAGAAGUGACAAUUACAAAACAACAGCAACUGAGUUUUUGUCUGGAUACGGCCAAAGGAAUGGAAUUUCUACACAGUCAGAGACCUCCCAGGAUUCAUCGUGAUCUCAAGAGUAGUAAUCUGUUAUUGAGCGCAAGUUGGGUAGUCAAAGUAGCUGAUUUUGGAUGUGCUCGUUUAGUCAAAGUCGAGGGCAACAGACAACCGGUGGUAAAACGGAGGAACGCCACAGAAUACUCGAAAGACAAUAUUUCAGUGCCAUUACUUUCUGCUGGAGGGGACAUGUCUGAUAAUGUAGGAGCAGCUCUUUGGAGGGCGCCAGAGAUUUUCGCUUGUAAGCCAUAUGGUACGGCUGUAGACGUUUACAGCUUUGGUAUUGUUAUGUGGGAAAUAGCUGCUCGCGUCGUCCCUUACUGCGACAUGAGUUUUCGAUUAACUACUGACGUCAAGGAUGCCGUCUUGUCAGGAGUGCGACCCCCUUGUCCCAGCGGCAUCGCCAAAUCUUAUAGAGAUCUAUUGGAAAAAUGUUGGGCUGCUCAUCCAUCUCAAAGACCUACGUUUUCCAAAAUAGUUCAGCGUUUACAACGCAUUUCUCAAAUCGAUAACAACAACGCGCAAGUAAGACAAGAAGAUUGUUGACACUAAAGCAGCAAAGAUUUUUGAGACUUUAGCAUGCACCUGCAUGUUCGUAGAAUUAAGCAACUGCAUGCUUUGUUAGAUGUUAAGCAGCGCCAAGAUAUGCGGUGCUCUUGCUAAUUGAUUCUGACUACAAUAUUCCUGUGUAUCUUAUGUAUAGCUCUCUUUAAAGUUUAGUAGUUUGACUCAUACACUACAAGAAUGUUCGACAGGUUUCGCUUGCUCAGUAGCUUGAUGAGCAGUGGUUAAAUGAAGACAUUGCAGCAAAAUUGGU
This is a messenger RNA of Corticium candelabrum, 2511 nucleotides long. RefSeq lists its product as uncharacterized. Gene Ontology annotation, molecular function: protein binding; ATP binding; protein kinase activity. The coding region runs from base 93 to 2240 and encodes 715 amino acids. The record is from RefSeq and is a predicted model, not a curated record. The transcript is spliced from 2 exons. Gene Ontology annotation, cellular component: cytoplasm. Gene Ontology annotation, biological process: protein phosphorylation; signal transduction. NCBI's taxonomy places the organism in Eukaryota, Metazoa, Porifera, Homoscleromorpha, Homosclerophorida, Plakinidae.